Messenger RNA from Myotis daubentonii (Daubenton's bat), 8259 nucleotides. It is a transcript of the gene ZNF432, whose product is annotated as zinc finger protein 432-like. The transcript is spliced from 6 exons. Gene Ontology annotation, molecular function: recombination hotspot binding; histone H3K36 methyltransferase activity; histone H3K4 methyltransferase activity. The coding region runs from base 232 to 3198 and encodes 988 amino acids. Gene Ontology annotation, cellular component: nucleus. The record is from RefSeq and is a predicted model, not a curated record. NCBI's taxonomy places the organism in Eukaryota, Metazoa, Chordata, Mammalia, Chiroptera, Vespertilionidae. Gene Ontology annotation, biological process: positive regulation of reciprocal meiotic recombination; regulation of DNA-templated transcription.
GGUGUCAAGCCAGCAAACCAAACACAUUCUUCAAGCUGGAAUGAGGGGAAGAACCCUGGACAACAGAAGACAAAACCCACAGUGAAACCUGUCCAGGUUUUGACAAGAGAUAAGAAAAGAAUGAAGAAAGAGGAGGUUCCAGGACCUAGACGUUGUCCGUUCUGGGAACACUUUCAACUGGAGAGUGAGAUCUUUAACUAGAAAUUUAGGACAUACCAAGAGAAGGCAAAGAUGAGUAUACCAGCUGCUGGCCAUUUCCCCAAACGGAAGGAAAUGAGCCAGGCCCAGAAACCGCUGACACUGGAGGAUGUGGCCGUGGACUUCACCUGGGAGGAGUGGCAGCUCCUGGGCCCUGAUCAGAAGAUCCUGUACAGGGACGUGAUGUUGGAGACCUACAGCCACCUGGUGUCCGUGGGGUAUCAAGUCAGCAAACCAGAUGCUCUCUCCAAGUUGGAACUAGGGGAAGAAACGUGGACAAUAGACAAUGAACUCCACAGACUAGUCUGUCCAGACACUGGAAAAGUUGAUAAUUAUCUCCAGGAUCACUGGGAAAAUCAAAGAAUGUUGGAAGGUAUGGAACAAAUGCACAAACAAGAUACAUUUGGAAAUAUUGUUCCUCAAAGCAAAAGGCAUUUUCCUUUCAGGCAAAAUCAUGGUGUGUUUGACUUCUACAUGAAAACUCUGAAAUCAAAUUUAAGUUUAGUCAAACAGAGUAAAAGCUAUGAAACUAAGAACUCUGCUAAGUUGAAUGGAGAUGGAAAAUCAUUUCAGCAUGGCAAACAUGAUUUUCAUCUUGCAGUUAAAUUCCCUGUCAGUGCAAAACCCAUUAGCAAUAAGUCCCAGGUCAUUAAGCAUCAGGGAACUCAGGAGGUAGAGAAAGCCCACGUGUGCAGUGAAUGUGGAAAAAGCUUUGCUAAGAAGUCUCAGCUCACUGAUCACGAGAGAAUUCACACAGGAGAGAAACCUUACAGUUGUAGUUUGUGUGCAAAAGUCUUCUCCAGAAAAUCCAGGCUCAAUGAUCAUCAGAAAAUUCAUGAAAGAGAGAAAUCCUUUAUAUGCAGUGACUGUGGCAAAGUCUUCACCAUGAAGAGCCGUCUGAUUGAACACCAGCGAACUCACACUGGAGAGAAACCUUAUGUGUGCAAUGAAUGUGGAAAAGGCUUCCCAGGAAAGCGUAAUCUCAUUGUACAUCAACAAAAUCAUACUGGAGAGAAAUGCUAUGUCUGUGGUGAAUGUGGGAAAGGCUUCACUGGGAAAAGCAGGCUCAUCAUACAUCAGCGAACUCAUACUGGAGAGAAACCCUACACCUGCAGUGACUGUGGGAAAGCUUUCACCACGAAGCACUAUGUCCUCAUACACCAACGAAAUCAUACAGGAGAGAAACCAUACGUAUGCAAUGAGUGUGGGAAAGGAUUCACCAUGAAGAACCGUCUGAUUGAACACCAGCGAACUCACACUGGAGAGAAACCCUAUGUGUGCAGUGAAUGUGGAAAAGGCUUUACCAGGAAGAGUAACCUCAUUGUGCAUCAGAGAAAUCAUACGGUAGAGAAAUCCUAUGUAUGUGACGAAUGUGGAAAAGGCUUCACGGUGAAGAGCAUGCUUAUCAUACAUCAGCGAACGCAUACUGGAGAGAAACCCUACACCUGCAGUGAGUGUGGGAAAGGCUUCCCCUUGAAGAGUCGGCUGGUUGUACAUCAGCGAACACAUACUGGAGAGAAACCAUACAGAUGCAGUGAAUGUGGGAAAGGAUUCAUCGUGAAUAGUGGGCUGAUGUUACACCAGCGAACUCAUACUGGAGAGAAACCCUAUAUAUGCAGUAAAUGUGGAAAAGGUUUUGCCUUUAAGAGCAACCUUACGGUACAUCAGCGGACUCAUACUGGGGAGAAACCCUUUUCGUGCAGUGAAUGUGGAAAAGGCUUCACCAUGAAACGCUAUCUCCUCGUACAUCAGCAAAUUCAUACAGAAGAGAAAUCCUAUAUGUGUGGUGAAUGUGGAAAAGGCUUUGCCAUGGAAACUGAGCUCAUUUUACAUCAGCAAAUCCAUACUGGGGAGAAACCUUAUGCGUGCAAUGCAUGCGGGAAAGGAUUUGCUGUGAAAAGUCGUCUAAUCGUCCAUCAACGAACUCACACCGGAGAGAAACCUUUUGUGUGCAGUGAAUGUGGGAAGGGCUUCUCUUCAAAGAGAAAUCUCCUUGUACAUCAGCAAACCCAUUCAGGAGACAAAUCCUAUAUAUGCAGUGACUGUGGGAAAGGGUUCACCAUGAAGCGCUACCUGAUGGCACAUCAGCGAACACAUAGUGGAGAGAAGCCUUAUGUUUGCAACGAAUGUGGGAAAGGCUUCACUGUGAAGAGCAAUCUAAUUGUGCAUCAGCGAACUCACACAGGGGAGAAACCCUAUGUAUGCAGUGAGUGUGGGAAAGGCUUCACCAUGCAGCACUAUCUUGUUGUACAUCAGCGCACACACACUGGAGAGAAACCCUAUGUAUGUGAUGAAUGUGGAAGAGACUUCACUGUGAAGAGUAAUCUCAUUGUCCAUCAAAGAUCUCAUACAGGGGAAAAAUCUUACAUAUGCAGUGAGUGUGGAAAAGGCUUCACCGUGAAGCGCAAGCUCACUAUACACCAGCGAACUCAUACAGGAGAGAAAUUGUACAUAUGUGAGGAAUGUGGGAAAGGCUUCACCACUAAGUGCACCCUCAUUAUACAUCAGCGCACUCACACAGGAGAAAAACCCUAUGAAUGCAAUGAGUGUGGGAAGGCCUUCAGCCAGAAGAUCAGCCUCAGACAACAUGAGCGAUGCCAUACGGGAAAGACACCCUUUGUGUGUAGUGAGUGUGGAAAACAAUAUUCUCACAAGUAUGGUCUCAUUACCCAUCAGAGAAGUCACACGGGAGAGAAACCGUAUGAGUGCAAGGCGUGUGGGAAAGCCUUCGCCACAAAGUCAGUCCUCAAUGUCCACCGAAGAACUCACACAGGAGAGAGACCCUAUGAGUGCAGCAUUUGUGAGAAAGCCUUCUCCCAAUUGUCACACCUUGUUAAACAUCAGAAAACGCACACCCGAGAAAUGGGUAGAUUCACUCAAGCUGGAAAUUCUUUUAAUGGAGAGUCACGGUCACUACCUGUGAGUGAUGUCAUGCGAAACAACACACCUAUUAAUGCAAUUUCUGUGGAAUGCCUUCUGGGACAACCAGGACCUCAUUAAACAUCAGUGUUUCUAGCAGAUGAGAAUGCAAACAUGGUAAUGCCUGUUGUCAGACGUGUGCCCUGAGGAGAUUAAGGAAUUUUCCCUGGAGAUUAACUUGGUGAGGACAGUGACUGUGGCAGUGCCUUGAGUGAUCCUUACCUCACAUUUUCUGUCAGUGAAAACAUGUUGGAAAAACUCUGAUACGUCCAAUGUGAAGAUGCCUUUCCACCUUCAUUAUAUGCCUCAACAAAACUUUCUGGCUUCAAUAUACGUAUGAAAAGUGCAUAUUGAGACAAAUUCUGUGUAUAGAGAGACGAGGAAAGCUUUCAGUGGGAAGAUAGACUUUAUUAUCAGGGAUUGUCAUAGAUCAUCGGUGUGUUCAUUGUUCGUAGAAGUAUGAAAAACAGACAAACAAUAAAGAACAAAGAAAUGUGGUAACCACGGGAAAGCCUCUACCCAGAAAGAAGACCUCAGUGAUAGUCACAGUUCACACUGGACACAAACUUUAAGAGAACUGCAUUAUACUUGACAAUUUCACUGAUGCAUUCUAACCCAUUGUUUGAAAAUCAUAUAGAAGUUAAGGCUUUAUGAACAUGCUAAAUUUAGAGCACUUUUAGUCAAAUAUCAGAGAACUUAACAAAGGAAAGAAGUUCUAUGAAAAGGGAUAAUGUUUGAGUGGGGUUUUUUUUGUUUGUUUUUGAAAGACCACACUGUGCUACACCACUGGUGGUGGUGGUUUUUAUGUUGAAUCUGUACCAAUGGUCCUCAAACUUCAGCAUGCUCCAUUUCUUUUAAAUAUAUUUUUCAUUGAUUCCAGAGAGGAAGGGACAGGGGGAGAGAGAGAGAAACAUCAAAGAUGAGAGAGAAUCAUUGAUCAGCUGCUCCUGCACGCCCCCUACCUGGAAUCGAGCCGGCACAACAAUGGGAAUCGAACCAUGACCUGGUUCAUAGUUCAACACUCAACCACUGAGCAACAUCAGCUGGGCUGAGUGUUCUGUUCUAAGUCUAACUUUAUUUCAUUUUACAUUAGAUAAUUCACCUGAUAAAAACUAGUGUGCUUUCCUCACUCCUGAUUAAUUGUUACUGUUAAAUGCAACAUAGGAGUGUUCUGUGACCUCAUACGAUUAGCUCUCACCUUUCUUUGGCUCGAAAUUUAAUUGUAAAUUUAUCAUACAGAAAUAGUUUAAAAGAAAACAUUUUAAAUUUAUAAAUAUAACAUAUUUAUACUUACCCAAUCAAGUUUAUAAGUAUGGCCAAAUAUUUUAUAAAACCACCUUCAAAGUUAUUUUUAUAAAAUGUUUAAUAUGAAAUUAUUUUAACUUACAAGAAAUUGCAAAACAGUCCAUAGAUUUUCCUAGUAUUCUUUACCCAGCUACUCACAGUAAAAACAUCUGAUAAAACCAUUUUUUAUUGAAUCCAGAAAAAUGACAUUGGUAGUAUACUGUUAAUGAAACUCUUAACCUUAUUUGGAUUCUAUUAGACUUUACAUGUAUUUUUUUUAAGUUUGUAAUUCUAAGCUUUAUUACCUUAUAUAGAGCCACAUAACCACAACCAUGAUGGAAAAUUGCUUAAUCUACAGAUUCCCCCGUGCUAAUGUUUUUUAGGCUCAUAUCCUCUAUCUGAAACCUACCUCUGGCAAACACUUGACCUGUUUUCCAUCAGUUUAAUUUUGGCAUUUCAUGAAUGUUAUAGGAAUCAUUUUUAUAGUUGGAUUUUAUACGUUUUAUAUAAAUCAAUUGUAUUUAUUUAUACAAAUUUAUAAUGUUUUACUAAUGGGGACCAUGUAAGCAUUUCGUGUUUUUGUCACUUGGCAAAUUGCUCUUAAUUGAGUUGAGAAUAGUUUUCUUUUUAUUAGUGAGUACAUACAUACACUGGAUAUACCAGUUUGUUUAGCCAUUCAAACUCGUGAAAGAUUUGUAUUGUUUCCUGGUUUCAGCUGUUAUAAAUCAUAAUGAUGCUAUGAAGUCUGCGUACAGUGUUCUGUGUGAAUGUAAACGUCUAUUCCUCUACAAUACAUAUACAGGUAAUGAUUAUUGGGAUAUUUGUUACGUUAUAUUUGGCUUCAUAAGAAAUUACCAAACUCUUCCAGAAUGGCUGUACUAUUUUACAUUCUUCCCAGCAAUGUGUGAAGUCUGAGUUGCUCAACAUCCUCUCCAGCACUUGGUAUGUUCACUGUCUUCUACUUUGGCCAUUCUACUAGCCACAUAUGUGAGAUUUUAAAAAAUAUAUAUAUUUUAUUGAUUUUUUACAGAGAGGAAGGGAGAGGGAAUAGAGUUAGAAACAUCGAUCAGCUGCCUCCCACACACCUCCCACUGGGGGUGUGCCUGCAACUAAGGUACAUGCCCUUGACCGGAAUCGAACCUGGGACCCCCAGUCCACAGGCCGAUGCUCUAUCCACUGAGCCAAACCAGUUAGGGCCACAUAUGUGAGAUUUAAUUGCUCUUCAUCCUUCCCAGCACUUGGUGUUGUCGUUACGUUUUACAUUAACCAUUCCAAUAGGCAUGUAGUAGUAUUUGAUCUUGAGCUUAACUGUAUUUUCCUAAUGGCUAAUAAUGAUCAACAUUAUAUUAUUAUUGGUUUUGUUGUUAUUUUUGGAGUUAUUUUUAAGUGGAAGUUUGUACCUUUUGACCAUCCCCACCAUCCCUACCCCUCUGGCAACCAGCAAUCUUUUCACUAUAUCAGUGAGUUUGUUUGGUUUUAGAUUCUACAUAUAAGUGAGAUCAUACAGUAUUUGUCUUUUUUUAAAAAAUAUAUAUUUUAUUGAUUUUUUACAGAGAAGAAGGGAGAGGGAUAGAGAGAAACAUCGAUGAGAGAGAAACAUCAAUCAGCUGCCUCCUGCAUACCCCCCACUGGGAUGUGCCUGCAACCAAGGUAUAUGCCCUUGACUGGAAUCAAACCUGGGACCCUUGAGUCCUCAGGCCGACACUCUAUCCACUGAGCCAAACCAGUCAGGGCAGUAUUUGUCUUUCUCUGACUUAUCUCACUUAGCAUAAUAUCCUCAAGGCCCAAGCAUGAGUUGCAAAUGCCAGGAUAUCCUGCUUUCUCAUGGCUGAAUAAUAUCCCAUUAUGUAUACAUAGGUAUAUAAUCCUCUAUAAUAAAAGUGUAAUAUGUAAAUCGACUGAACGGCCCAACAGCAGGACGACCAUCCAGACGACCGUCUGGAACCACACUAUGAUACCCACUGACUGGUGCCAGGCCAGCCACGGUGGGUGCGAUGCAAUUGGUUGGGGGCCCGGCCGCACCCCAUUAUUGCCCCAAAGAGGGAGGCCCAGGCCACCAGCCGACAGGGUGAUCAAUCCGGGGGGGGGAGGGGCGGGAGGCGUGCUCCACGAUUGCCCCAAAGAGGGAGGUCCAGGCCACUGACCAGCAGGCUGCAGCGGGUGGGCAGUGCUGGGUCCCGGGUCCCGGGUCCCGGCAGCCAUGGGAAGGAAGGCCUACUCUUGCACAAAUUUCAUACAUUGGACCUCUAGUGUAUAUAUAACAUAUACACAUAACACACCUUUGUCCGUCAGUCCAUCGAUUAACACUUAGGUGGUUUCCUUUUCUUGUCUAUUGUAAAUAGUUCUGUAAUGAACACGGUUAUGCAGAUAUCUUUUUGAGAUAUUUUGUUUUCUUUAGAUAAAUACCAUAAGUGGAAUUGCUGGGCUGUAUGGUAGAUCUCUUUCUUAAUUUUUAAGGAAUCUGUACUGUUUCCCGUUUCCCAGAGUUGCAUAAAUUUUACAAUCUCAUUUUUUUAUGUUUCCACUAGUGGCCUGGCGCACGACAUUCGUGCAUGGGAGGGGGGGUGUCCCUCAGCCCGGCUUGCAGCCUCUCCAAUCUGGGACCCCUCGGGGGAUGUCCGGCUGCCGGUUUAGGCCCAAUCCCGCGGCCUAAACUGCUUCCCUGCCAGCCUGAUCGUCCCCAACUGCCCUCCCCUACCUGUGGAAAACCCAGAAAUGCAGUUGUCAUUUUGUCUGCAAAAAUGCCUGAGACCUUUGGCGGGUAAUGAGGAAAGGGGCAGAGUUCCGUAAAUUUAGUGCAGUUGUUGGUGGGUCCUGGUGAUUUGUGGGGUCAGGUCAGUGUCUGGGUCUCUGGGUGCACAGUGGGGGGAGAGGGCCUGUCCAAGUCCACCUUGGGUGAUGCGAGUGGCAUUGCAGGGGAGCCCUAAGGUGUCCAAAAUAGGGUGUAUUGUGUGAUUAGGGUGUGCCUGUGGCCUCUGUCAGGACCUGCUCUUGUGGUUAAAAACCUCCAGAUAUAAAUGUCUUAGUCCCGAGGGCACAUUUUGCCAUUUUUUUGCUGCUAACUCUCUGUGGGGCCGCACAAUUUCAAACUGCAGAGUGGUGUUAGUCGGUGAAUGCUCUGUGUGGCUCGGGUUUGUUUGGGGGUUAAAUGAUGGAUGAACUUUUUGGGGGUCAAUGUACUGGGGUAAUGGCAGGAAGCACCUGGGGUUCAGUGCACAUAUGGGCUGAUGCUUUGGAGGCCCUGAUACUGGGCCUGCCUGUGUGUGAUGCCAUUGUCAUUAGUUAUUAAUAACUAGGGGCCCAGUGCACGGAUCAUGCAGCUUGAAUGGAACUGUGGGCCUCAAGGCUGAGGCUGCAGUGCGCACAGGGGCGGGUCUCAGGGGUGGGUCUCGGCCCAUUCUCCAUGCCCCCUGCCCCUCCUGCCGUGGCAAUCCCCUGUCUGAAGGCAAUCCCGCUCCCGCCACUGCUCCCACAUGCUGACCCGCUGACGGCGGCACAGCAGUGACUGGGGCCAGUGCCAACAACAGGUGUGAGAGGUGGCUGCUGCCCCUAUCGAUUGCCCCUCAGGAGCAGGGGGAGGUGGAGAAGCCCGCACCAAUCACUGCACUCACCAGCAGUCAGCCUGGAUUCUAGCUGAGCAGCGCUCCCGCUGUGGGAGAGCAAGGACCACCAGGGGGCAGCUCCUGCGUUGAGCAUCUGCCGCCUGGUGGUCAGUGCGUGUCAUAGCCGCUGGUCGUUCAGUCAAUUUGCAUAUUAGCCUUUUAUUAUAUAGGACUAGAGGCCCGGUGCACAAAAAUUUGUGCACUCGGGGGGGGGGGGGUCCCUCAGCCUGGCCUGUGCCCUCUAGCAGUCUGGGAC